Platichthys flesus (European flounder) is the source of this 5133-nucleotide messenger RNA. It is a transcript of the gene slc1a6, whose product is annotated as solute carrier family 1 member 6. The transcript has 12 exons. Gene Ontology annotation, biological process: L-glutamate transmembrane transport. Gene Ontology annotation, molecular function: L-glutamate transmembrane transporter activity; glutamate:sodium symporter activity; neutral L-amino acid transmembrane transporter activity. Bases 2059 to 3747 code for a protein of 562 amino acids. The record is from RefSeq and is a predicted model, not a curated record. Gene Ontology annotation, cellular component: plasma membrane. NCBI's taxonomy places the organism in Eukaryota, Metazoa, Chordata, Actinopteri, Pleuronectiformes, Pleuronectidae.
UUUCCAAUGAGGAUCUCAGUUUCCAAAGAAACUAAUUGAGUAGUUUAGCUGUUAAAUUCACAAUAUCUUGUGAAUUAAUUUUUGAUGUAGAGUCAGAAUCAAACAGCUCUAACUAUAUACAGAGUAAAGCAAUGCCUGUGCAGGUUUUAGGGGAAUCUUUGAAAGGGACGUUCUACAGACACCCUUGAGUAUUGCACAACUGAAUUGUUACUUAAAAAGCUAACUAGGAUUUCCUGUCAAUUGAUCAGACUACAAUUGUACAAUCAACAUACCUGUCUUUGUACAUUUCCUCUUGUCCGAACCUUCGUACAGCUGAGAUUAAAAGUUCAAUUAUUACCUUGGAAACAGUAGUUGAAGGAAAGAUCCUCUCACCAUGGUCCAUUUAGCCUUCUGGAGCUGGAGACUGGAUUCUCCUCAGUUAACAGUUUGCACAUUUGUCAUAGAAAUGUAGAUGUAGAAGUUUUCUGAGUACCAAGUUGAAAUGUGUUUGAUUCGAUAAAACGUCCAACAUAUCUCCUAAAUGCACCUUGGAAUUGAAUUCACUUUGCCACAGCUAACUGAAGUAUGUGACCACUGUGUCUAAGGACUUCAAUGAAAUAUCUGUUUAAAAUGUACAAAGUGUUAAGAGAAACUAUUCCAUGACAACAUGAAACUCCCGUUUGCAGAAGAAGACAUGUCUGACACACUCAAAUGAACAGGAGCAACGUAAGAGCACUUUUUUUCCACAGUUAAAACUCUUUUUUGUGUAUUCUUUCCUGACUCUGGUCGAGCGCUUAAGGGACAUUGCACCUUUUUAAGCCCACUGAGGAAAAUUCUAAUUUGUGAAUAUUGGCCGUACAACUAAAAUUGGAAUGAUUGAUGAGUGCAAAUAUCUACAGCAUCUUGAAUCAUUUUAAUAUGUCAAUUCAUUUUUUAUCUGAAAUAAAGCUCCUUUAAUUUCCAAAGGAAGUAUUUUAUAGUUCCUUAAUAAUUAUUCCCCAAAACCCACAAGGACAUUGCUGUAGAGUUUAUACAACCAAUUGGCUUAAGCAGCUGUGGUCUGUUUCAAAGAGUUAAUUCUGAACCAUCAGAAUUUAUGGCCUCAAGGCUCGACUUAGUCAAAAAUACACCAAUCUGACACACAUUCCUCUUCUUGUUUUGGUCUGUCCGUGCAAACCCCCUGAUCGUUGUAGGCCUACCUGGAAUCUCUAUCAUUUCCUCUUCACGAUGGGCAGCUUGAAUAUGACUUGACCACAAAUAUUCAGUUUUAAGUGGGCUACGUGCAUAUCAAUGUCAGUGAACGUGAACAUGGUGAGUAGGUGUGAGAGUAGAAAACGGGGCAGAGAGAUGCCAAAGGGCUACAAAUGCACAAGUUCCCCAGAGUGGUGGAGAGCAGACCCUGAGCAGUGAGCAGAUGCAUGUUGUCAUAGCAAUGACUGCUGUGUGUUUAUACUGUGUGCGGGACCCAAACCCAAUGUUUAAUAAGUGAUGCAGAUGCUGUAUCCUCAUCAUGUAAGGAAUGUUCAUCACAAAAUGAAUAUAUCUUUCGGUGACUUUGGUGGGAAGUGAGAAAUCCAUGAGGAGCUGCGAGAUGUUAACCUGAGAAUAUAUUUCACUCAGUCUUGGCGGUUGUGGCAGCAGGUGGUUCAUGUGUAUUUUUUUCUCUCUUUCUCUCUCUCUCUCUCUCUCUCUCUCUCUUUCUCUCUCUUUCUCUCCCUCUCUUGAAGGGUCUUUAACCUCUACUCCUCCCACGCAGAUCUCCCAGGCGCUUCCCUCUGCCGGAGGCUUCAUGGACAAGCUACAAACGGCUUCAUAGUAAAAAAAAAAAUCACAAAAAACGGGCGAUAACUAUGAAGAUGGUGAGUGGAGAUACAGUGUGUGGGCAACACCAGUUCAUUAUCAGCUGCGUGGUGGAGAGGAAGACAUCCACAUGACGGAGUGAGGAGCACAGGCAGAGAGUCUAAAGAAAGAAGAGGAGAAGAGAGGAUCUGCUUCUUCAUGACAGCUUGACGCGUUCAAAGGAAGAAGAAACAGGUCUCCCAGGAGACCUGCCUUUUGGACCAGGUGCUGGAGCUGAUUAUGAACGAGAAGCCCCCCGCAAGUACGAGUCUUUUCCUGAACGAGGACGCGGACAAACCCCCCUUGCCGGAGAGAGGAGACCUGAGGAGGCGUUUGCACAGGGCAAUGGAGAGGAGAGCCAGCACCAUGAAGGAGAGGAUGGGCUCCAUCAGCAGGGGCAGUGUCAAGGCUUUCCUCAAGAGGAACCUGUUCGUCCUGUUCACCGUCGCGGCUGUGGCUCUGGGUGUGAUGCUGGGCUUUGCUCUGCGCACCCACAAUCUGUCCAUGAGGGAGAUCAAGUAUUUUGCCUUUCCUGGGGAGCUCCUGAUGAGAAUGUUGCAGAUGCUGGUGCUGCCUCUCAUCGUCUCCAGUCUGGUAUCAGGUAUUUCCUCCUUGGACAGCAAGGCGUCAGGUAAGAUGGGUAUCCGCGCAGUGGUCUACUACAUGGUGACCACCCUGAUUGCUGUGUUCAUUGGCAUCGUCAUUGUGAUGAUCAUCCAGCCGGGCAAAGGCAGCAGAGACAGUCCUUUGGCCAAAAGUGGAAGCAUUGAACCUGUUCAGGCUGCUGACGCUUUUCUGGAUCUCAUCAGAAACAUGUUUCCCCCCAAUCUGGUAGAAGCUUGUUUCAAGCAGUAUAAAACAGUUUACAAGAAGACUGUUCAUACACGGAACGUGACGGUGACCCUGAACCUCACAGACUCCCUCAACGUGACAGAGUCUGACCUGAGCAUGAACCUCAGCAGGGUGCUGCACACCAUACAGGAGACAGUGGAGGAGACAAUGCCCAUGUCCGGCUCCUCCAGUGGAGUGAACGCUCUGGGUCUGGUGGUCUUCUCCAUGUGCUUCGGUCUGGUCAUUGGCAACAUGAAGCAGCAGGGCCAGGCUCUCAGGGAUUUCUUUGACUGCCUGAAUGAAGCCAUCAUGAGACUGGUGUCCAUAAUCAUCUGGUACGCUCCAGUGGGCAUCCUGUUCCUGAUUGCAGGGAAAAUUGUGGAGAUGAAGGAUCUGGCUGAGGUGGGCGGUCAGCUGGGGAUGUACACCGUGACGGUCAUUGUGGGUCUCCUCAUCCACGGCCUCUUUGUGCUGCCGAUGCUUUACUUCAUGGUGACCAGGAAGAAUCCCUACAGCUUCAUCGGCGGUCUGCUGCAGGCCCUCAUCACGGCCCUGGGGACGUCAUCCAGCUCUGCUACUCUGCCCAUCACCUUCCGCUGUCUGGAGGAGAACAACCGUGUGGAUAAAAGGGUGACCCGUUUCAUCCUCCCUGUGGGCGCCACUAUCAACAUGGACGGCACCGCCCUGUACGAGGCCGUGGCAGCCAUCUUUAUCGCUCAAGUUAAUGACAUGGACCUUAACUUUGGCCAGAUUCUCACAAUCAGUAUCACGGCAACUGCUGCCAGCAUCGGAGCAGCAGGCAUCCCUCAGGCUGGCCUGGUUACCAUGGUGAUCGUAUUGACAUCGGUGGGACUGCCCACAGAGGACAUAACACUGAUCAUCGCCGUGGAUUGGUUCUUGGACCGCUUGCGUACCACCACCAACGUGCUGGGCGACUCGCUCGGGGCCGGCAUCGUGGAGCACCUCUCCCGCGGGGAGCUGCAAAAUCAGGAUGAUGAGGUGCGCAACUCUGUCAUCGAGGAGAAUGAGAAGCCCUACCAGCUCAUCUGCCAGGAAAACGACACCAUCAAGCACCACAAUAGUGAGACCACAAUGUGAAAAAAAUAAAACCACUCUCAGAGGGGCUUCACGUAGCAUUUCAGCUAGAAAGUUGGCUUGCUGUGGUGCAGGAGAAUAAAAUCCUUUUGGGUCGACUCACCCAGUGCUCGAGUCCCAAACUUGUAACUUACCCUCCAAUACAGAACGAUGUCUGGGAAACAAGGUGAUAAUGUAUGGUGGUAAUAGGUAAUAUGCACACACACUUAUUAGGAAUGAUUCAGUGCCAGUUAUGUGACACUAAAUCAGAUUGAAAAACUCAGUGUGUCAUUAAGAAAAAGUUCAGUAGGUCAAAUAAAGAUGAAAGUCAUUUUGAAAUCAUUUUUCGGUUUAUCAAGUUUUCAAAUAUUUGUGUGAUUUAUGAUUCAUACAAUCAGUCAAACACAUUCCUACCAGCAUCAGUGUACGAAUACACAGUAUUAACAAAGACAAACUCCAUUCAUCCAGUUUCCAAUCCACUCAGCUCUUUUGAAUGGCUUAACAUUUCUUUGCAAAUAUUUUUUUGUAAUACAUCAUACAUCAUGACUACCUCUAACAGGACAUUUAGAUACAUUGAAAUAUUCAAUGGAGCAUAUCAACGGGAUAUUAAUACAUUAGCUGCUCCGCUGUUAAAGAUCCCAUAUUUAACACAUUUUCUUCUGUUCUUUAAGUGUGCUUGUACAAGACAAUGGACCAUGGUGGGAAGGAGAAUCUUUACCACUUAUUACUUUAAGAUUUGAUUUAUUGCAAGUGACUUGUUAGAAUGUUUAAAUCUCGCUGCUUUCUUAUAAGUGUACAGCAUAUAUAUUUGCAAGUAUUUCCUGUAUUUCUUUGUUGAUAUUGCUUUAAACUAUGGGCAUAGGACUGUACUCCUACACUAAUUGUAGUAAUACCUGCAGUAAUACUUGUUCUGAAACAAUUUCUUCUCCCUGAUCCAUGAUCCGUUUUUCUUUUCCCACAAUUAAGCUAUUGUUUUAGAAAUUUUGAUGUGCUUCUUCCUUUCAUUUUUUUUUUAUCAUUGAAAAAAAAGCACAGUGUUUUAAUGUUAGUACACCUUUAUUUCCUAGUUUUAAAUUAAACCCAAAAAACAAACAUGCAAUUAAAUGUUGGUAUAUUUAGACUGGAAUGAUGUAAUGCAGAUUAAUCACAGAUUUAUUUGUAUUAAUUUGUGAAAACGUGCUGUGAAUAAAGUUGGUCAACGCUUUGAGGAAUUGAAUGUACAGUUGCUUUAUGUUUUUUGGUGUUUUAGAGGAAAGUGCAGUGCAAAGUGAAAAGGUUUAUACAUUACAGUUCAGUUGGAAGUUCGUAUGACUUUGUGCCACUUUUGUGCUCGUUAAGAGGUUUCUCUUUAGUUUUGAUGCUUAUGACAGCUUAUGAAAAAUGUGACAAAUAAAUGGCUCAGGAAUUGAA